UUGAUAAAGAUGAACUGAUUUAGUUUUAUUUCAAACCAGUAAGUAUUUAUUUCGCAGUACACCCCUGCAACAAAAUGGUACUGCCCACUCCCACAGAAACGCCGGGAUACCGGCUAAAGAAGAAACCUAUUAGAAGCAGGUGGAAUCUGUGUCAUACGAGACCUGAGCAACAAACGACUUAAGCAGUCUGGCAGAUCUCGGGGCAGUUUCAGAAAAACUGGACAAGCUACAUCUUUUAGAUUUGAAUGGACAAGACAGCCAGAAUUUUGCAGCCCAGCUAGUAAAAUCCAAUAAAAGUUCCAUAAUGCCUGUGAAGAAGAGGAAGCUGCCGGACUCGGAUGAUCAGAAGCACAAGUGUAAAAUUGCAAGUUUUACUCGACCACAGAUCCGCGGCGUGAAGCCAAUCAGCACCGAAGCCCUGUUUUCCAGUAAGAGAUGCUUGGCCUGGUUCCACAAUUACGCCGGCCCCGACAAGGUGUUUGGUCCUGAGGCCAUGGAGAGGUUUUGUGAGGACAUCGGCGUGGAACCAGAGAAUAUUAUCAUGUUAGUUUUAGCUUGGCAUCUAGAAGCAGCAAAUAUGGGAUACUUCACAAAAGACGAGUGGCUUCGAGGAAUGACUAUAUUACAAUGUGACUGCACAGACAGAUUACGAAGCAAACUGGAUUACCUGCGUAGUGAGCUCAACGAUCCUGUAGCCUUCAGAAGUAUUUACAGAUAUGCCUUUGACUUUUCCAGGGACAAGAAUCAGAGGAGUUUGGACAUGGACACUGCCAAAUCGAUGCUGGCUUUGCUGCUGGAGAGACGAUGGCCUCUUUUCCCCAUUUUCCAACAGUUCCUGGAGUCAAAGUACAAGGGGUUAAAUAAGGACCAGUGGUAUAAUGUUCUGGAGUUCAGCAAGACCAUCAACACAGACCUCAGUAACUACGAUGAAGACGGAGCGUGGCCGGUGCUGCUAGAUGAGUUUGUGGAAUGGCAGAAGACUCGGCCGGCGUCGUCGUGAACAGCCGAACUGAAAAACAGAGGGAGAAAGGGGAAAGCACAGCAGAGGGAUGUCCGUCUCUCAAACGCAUCCGUGUGAACAUGAACUGCAGAUCCAUUCCCGUAGAAGCUUCUCACAUCCUGUCCAAACUCGUGUGCAACGUUGCCGGAUGUCUCAAAUGCCUUUUCUCCAAUGUGAAAUAGUAUUAAUAUAAAAAAAAAAGACAGACAGUUCUUUAAUGCACCAGUUUGUGUAUUGUUUAUAAAUGUUUUCAUAGUGAUUAAAAGAGGGGAAAGUAC
Oryzias latipes (Japanese medaka) is the source of this 1278-nucleotide messenger RNA. RefSeq names its product DCN1, defective in cullin neddylation 1, domain containing 5 (S. cerevisiae) (gene dcun1d5). Lineage: Eukaryota; Metazoa; Chordata; Actinopteri; Beloniformes; Adrianichthyidae. Gene Ontology annotation, biological process: protein neddylation. Gene Ontology annotation, cellular component: ubiquitin ligase complex. The record is from RefSeq and is a predicted model, not a curated record. Gene Ontology annotation, molecular function: cullin family protein binding; ubiquitin conjugating enzyme binding; ubiquitin-like protein binding.